AGUGGUUGCAAUAAAAGAAAACUAGCUAUCAAAAUUAAUGCAGCAAUUCGGACAAUUGAGGGGUUGCAUCGUCGGGGCGAGCACACUCCAAUUUUCAAAUAGUGACUUUUUUUGAGCGUUCGAAGAAUUUUGCUUUCAACGCGUUUCGCAGACUGUAUUCUCCCUUUUUUUUUUCACCAUUAAGACUGGCUUGAUUUACUGACAGGACCUUUUAUCCAAUCGACAUCUCAGCAAACCCAAAUGUUUGGAAAUACAGCAACUACGACGUCAAAUACAGGGUUUGGUGGAUUUGGUAAUUCACAACAGCAAAACAAACCCACUGCAGGAUUCGGUGCUUUUGGCUCUAACACUUCAACAGCACCGGCAACAUCUUUGUUCGGUGGAGCAACAAAUACAAAUACAAAUACAUCAAAUACAGGUAGUGGUUUUGGUGGAUUUGGAACUAGUAAUACACCAGCAGCACCUAAUACAUCUACUUCUACUGCCUUCGGAGGUGGAUCGACAUUGUUUGGCUCGAGCAAUACAACACAAACUGGUUCCACCAACACAGCUUCUCCAUUUGGUGGAAUUGGUGCUUCGACAACAACAAAUACUUUUGGAGCAGCAGGUGGAUUGUUUGGGUCAACGAAUAAAUCGGGUACUGGGCUUUUUGGAUCUUCCGGCACCACCAAUACAACCACAAAACCCUCAACCAGCGGCUUUGGGGGUUUCGGUACAACGAAUAACACAGCAGUUAAUACAGGAUCAUCAACUUUUUCAGGCAGCAGUCUGUUUGGAAAUAAACAAGCGGCAACAGGAACAUCGCUCUUUGGUAACAAUGCAACAACUACAGGCUUUGGAGGAGGCUUUAGUAGCUUUGGAAAAGGAGGGCUUUUUGGCACUAAUCAGCAACAACAACAGCAGCAGAAUACCGAUCUAAUGAACCAACAAAGAGCUCAGCAAGUAUAUCAACUAUUGGCGCAGCUGGAUCAAGAUGAAAAAGCACGAAACAGACCCUCUAUUACCAGCGACGAUUAUAAGCCGGAGUAUGUCUGGCAUGCAUUGGCUUUACUGAAAAGUUGGUGGGAACCUUCGCCUCAUUGUCGGUUCCGUCAUUACUUCUAUAAUGUAGUGACACCCGAGGAAGUUCAACGUUAUCAACGUCCACCCGAUCAUGACGAAGCUGCAUGGAAUCAGGCUCAAGCUGCCAAUCCAGACCCUACACGUAUGGUGCCAGCAUUAGCUAUUGGAUUCGAAGAUAUUGAAAAGCGUAUGGAAGAACAAAAGAAAUUAAGUGAAGCGCACAAAGCAAAAUUACAAGAAGUGAAGAACAUAUUGAAAAGGAUCACUCACAAAUCACAGUUUGAGACACAAGUUAGAUUAGCAGAAUAUAAGCAGAAGCAAAUGCAAAUAGUUCAACGAACCAUUGGGGUAAGCCCUGAAAUAGAAAUGAUCAACAUUUGAUAUAAUGUUUUCAUUUGGUUGUUAAUUCUAUAUUCAUUGUAGUUGAUGAAAUAUGUUCAAGUCC
Molecule: messenger RNA, 1507 nt
Organism: Mycotypha africana
Lineage: Eukaryota; Fungi; Mucoromycota; Mucoromycetes; Mucorales; Mycotyphaceae
Product: nucleoporin complex subunit 54-domain-containing protein
Exons: 1
Coding region: 241-1443 (400 amino acids)
Biological process (GO): NLS-bearing protein import into nucleus; nuclear pore organization; protein localization to nuclear inner membrane
Cellular component (GO): nuclear pore; nuclear pore central transport channel
Molecular function (GO): structural constituent of nuclear pore
Source: RefSeq, a predicted model, not a curated record